Molecule: messenger RNA, 474 nt
Organism: Malania oleifera
Lineage: Eukaryota; Viridiplantae; Streptophyta; Magnoliopsida; Santalales; Ximeniaceae
Exons: 2
Coding region: 101-415 (104 amino acids)
Source: RefSeq, a predicted model, not a curated record
ACGUGUAAGGUUAAAGAGAGAGAGAGAGAGGAACCUGGGAUAACGUGCGCAUGAGGGGAAUACGCGUCCCUUAGACGGGCGAGUCCCGACAGGGGAUCGAAUGCCAAGGCUGGCUGUGGCAGCGGCGGAGGCAUGCGGACCGCCUGCGGCUGCUGGUGGCGGCUGCAUCCUCCCCCUGGUCCAACCUCCUCCUCUGCCCGCCAUUGACUUACCGCAUGCUAUCGUGCGCCUCAGGUGCUCCUCCCCAAUCCCAUCCUCUUCAGUCUUCUCCUUCUCAAUUUCUAGGGUUAGUCAUACACGUUGGGGCGAUGCGCAUCUUAGCCCACAAGUCGAUGCUCGACAGGGCCUGAAGCAGUUCGGACCCCCUCACAUUCUCGUCUUCUCCCUCGGAGAUUCCAUUGCCAAGAUUGUGUAGGAAGGGAAUUGUAUAUUUUUGGAAUGAAUGCUAAUCGAAGGGUUUAAUUUUCAAUCCAA